GAAAGGGAUAAAAAUUAAAACUAACUAACAGGGAAAAAGACAAACGUCAACAAAAAUCAAAACUUGUACCAAAUUCUAUUUUAAAAUGACUGCAUUUAAUUUAAUUAUCGGGGUAACUGGUAGCGUCGCUACCAUAAAGUUGCCUUUACUCGUCCAAAGUUUAAUGGAUUUGAAUUUGACUGCCCAAGGAUAUCAUUUUGAGAUAAAAAUUGUUUGUACAGAACCUGCCAAGCAUUUCUUCAAACAGGCUGACCUGCCAGAAUCCUGCUCUGUAUUAGAUGAUGCUACAGAGUGGGAUAAAUGGAAGGGAAGGGGGGAUGAAGUGGUUCAUAUCGAACUGGGAAAGUGGGCUCAUAUGAUGAUUAUUGCACCUCUUGAUGCUAACACGCUUGCUAAAAUAUCACAGGGCUUAUGUGAUAAUUUACUUACAAGUACAGUCAGAGCAUGGGACAUGUCCAAGCCACUAUUAUUCUGUCCAGCAAUGAACACUAGAAUGUGGGAGCAUCCUAUCACUUCCACACAGGUGACAACACUGAAGUGGUGGGGAUACGAAGAGGUGCCUCCCACGAGCAAGACUUUGAUGUGUGGAGACACAGGUAUCGGAGCGAUGGCCGAAGUUGAUACCAUUGUGAAAAGGAUCAAAUUGAUAGCUGAUAGUAAACUUGGAAUUUGAUGUGUGAUGCUGAUAUGCAGGUAUACAAGAGAUGGCUGAAUUUGUUAGUAUUGGGAAAAGGAUCAAAAUAAUAGUCGAUAGUGAUGGUGAUAUCAGAUGGUUCAUUUCUGUCUUUCAAUUAGCGCCUUUCGAAUUGAAAUGUCUCAACACAAAAUGAAUCAAAAGUGCCAAAAGAAAUGAAACAAUCACUCAAGUGAAGAUUUUUUGAAUGAACCAUCUAAUAUUAGCUUAAAGGAUUAUGUUGAUAAUGAAAGAUGGCUUUGAUGUGUAACUCUUCACUAUUGCAUGGGGUUUUCUGAAGUUCAUAGUAUUGUGAAAAAGGGUCAAGUAUGAAAAAGUAUAUUGAAAAGGAUGAAUGAAAAGACAAGUUGAGAGACUUGCAAGGGUCGAUGCAGGCCGAGCACACUAAAUGGAGUUGAGACGACUCAGCGAGUAGUUGCAGCACAGCGAGUAGAAUUGCUGAGGGGUAUUUAGUGCACGGUAACAUGGCUCCGCGUGCGCUUAUUGUCUUGAAUAAUAAAUUCCACCAUAAUGUCACUAAUGCCACUUCACUCCGUCCGUGAGCGUUGCGCCUAAGAGAUUAUUUUGGUUCAGAUAUAUUUGAAAUGUAUGUAGUUAUCAAAGUGUUUUUGUUAGUUUUAAUUUUUUUUUAUAAAUCAUCAAAAAUGUUAUAAAUCGACUAAUGUAUAUUAUCUUGUGGCCAGAUUGUAGAAUCAUUGUUCAUAUAAAGUAGUCAAACAUUUCAUGACAGUCAGGGCCACAAAAUACUCCUGAUAACAUUACUGACACACUGAUAUUUUGUUUAGAAAUAAAACACUUGUGAAAAUCGUAAAUGUAUGUUUAUUGCAUCACCGAAUACUGUUUCUAAGCUAGCAUACAUGCAAUGAACAAAACUCCCAUGUACACAUCACAUACAAAAAACUAUACAGUGGAAAACAUUACUACAGUAAUUAUAUUAUAAUGAAACUCUACUUGAAUUGAAUAAUUAGUAAUGAUUUUUAAAACAUACAUGUAAAAAAAAUUAGACGGAACAGAACAUUUAUGUCCCAAUUUGAAUGUGUUGUUGGAAAAUAUGUUUUUAUUUUAGGUCUAAUAAAUAAAUGAAAAAUACAGUGCUUUUUUUGAAAGUAGGUAAGUCCAUACUUGAUUUUUUCCACAUGUACAUUUUAAAAAUGGUUAAAAAAUGGUAAUUAAUUAAAAAUUCUUUUAAAGAAUUUAAUCCUAAUAAAGUUAAGGGGGUUACAUUUUAAACAAAGUUCAAUAAUAUUAUUAUAAUUUUUAUUAAGAAUUCAAUACUCCAUAAUUUUUAUUUUUCCACAAUUGGAGAGCACUUUUUUAUUGUUCCAAAACAACCCUGUAGUUUGUAAAAUAUUAAAAUCAUCCUGGUUCAUGGAUUGUACAAUUUGUAAUUUGUAUCGAUCAGGAUAUGUAAAUUAAUUUGAAUAAAAGUGUGUUUGUGAACCUAA
Molecule: messenger RNA, 2139 nt
Organism: Maniola jurtina (meadow brown)
Lineage: Eukaryota; Metazoa; Arthropoda; Insecta; Lepidoptera; Nymphalidae
Gene: Ppcdc
Product: phosphopantothenoylcysteine decarboxylase
Exons: 3
Coding region: 86-673 (195 amino acids)
Biological process (GO): coenzyme A biosynthetic process
Cellular component (GO): phosphopantothenoylcysteine decarboxylase complex
Molecular function (GO): FMN binding; phosphopantothenoylcysteine decarboxylase activity
Source: RefSeq, a predicted model, not a curated record